Aureococcus anophagefferens is the source of this 2319-nucleotide messenger RNA. RefSeq lists its product as hypothetical. Gene Ontology annotation, biological process: protein phosphorylation. Gene Ontology annotation, molecular function: protein kinase activity; ATP binding. Lineage: Eukaryota; Pelagophyceae; Pelagomonadales; Pelagomonadaceae. The annotation marks the transcript as partial. The transcript has 3 exons. The record is from RefSeq and is a predicted model, not a curated record.
AUGGCGUGGUCAAGCUGCAAGAUGCUAGCGCUCACGCUGGCCCUGGCCGCCGGCUUCCGCACCCAGAGCCUGCGCGCCGCGCCGCGCCGGUCGUCGGCGCUGUCCGCGUCAAAGCGAGUCGCCGUCUGCGGCCCGUCGGGCGGCACGGUCGCCGACGGCAUCGCCGCCCGGCUCGCGGCGGGCGGCGCCGAGGUCGUGCGCGUCGUCGACGGCGAGGGCCGGAGCGGCCGCGUCGACGCGGCGGUGUGCUGCGGCGACGGGUCCGACGACGUCGCGCUGUCCAAGCUCCUGGACGCGUGCGAGCCGACGCCGGCGACGGUCGUCGUCGUCGGGCCCGGCGGCGGCGACGGCGAGGAGGAGGCCGGCGGCCUGCGGGCCGUGCUCGGCAGGGUGCCGGGCUUCGACAAGGGCUUCAGCGACCCGGCGGCCGUCGCGACCAAGGCGCUCGGCGGCGCCGCGCGGACCGCGUGCGUCGUCCUCCACGGGCCCCUCUUCGGCGGCGUCGCGCUGGAGGGCGAGCUGCAGGCCUUCAAGAGCGGCCUGCUCAAGGAGCCCGUGCUCGAGGACGACUUCGGCCGCCGCGGCGCGCGCGUCGCCGUCGUCCGCGACGGCGCCAAGGGCGAGGACCAGAUGUUCAGCUCCGGCACGUGGCUCGGCCUCGGCGACAUGGCCGCGGCGACGGAGCGGGGCCAGAUGCGCGAGGCGCAGGGCGUCGCCGCCAAGCCGCUGGCGGCGACGCGGCGCGGCGCCGUCGCCGACGCCGUCGUCGCGGCCCUCGCGUCGCCCGAGUUGAAGCCGGGCCUGGCCAAGUUCGAGGUCCGGUCCGCCGCGGGCGAGAAGGCGCCGUCCGCGGACGACUGGGCGGCCCUGCUCGCCGAGGUGCUCCAGGCGGGGAAGUCCACCAAGGCCCUGGCGAGCCGCCUCGACGCGCGCUACGACUGGGCGCCGGAGCCGCUGUCGUCGUGGCUCUGCGGCGAGUGGGGGCCGACGGCGCUCCGGUCCGUCGACGCGACGCUCGCGAUCCGCGGCGCGCGGCCCGUCGCCUUCGUGGCGCCCGCGGACCCGUCGUCGGGCCAGCUCGGCGCGCUCCGCUGGGAGACGCUCACGAACGCCGGCGUCGAGGCCGACGGCCGGCUCGAGUUCGCGCUCGUCGCCGCGGGCGGCGGCCUCGACCUCGUCGCCACGCGGGACCGCAUCGACGAGCUCACGGGCGAGGCCGACCUCAUGGACCUGCUCGUCGACGCGCUCGGCAAGUACGCGGCGACGCGCGCGGCGCCGUCCGCGGCCGCGGCCGCGGCCGCGGAGGCCGCGGAGAUCGCCGCGGCCAACGCCGUCGACGAGGAGCCCGCGCCGGCGCCGGUCGCCGUCGCCUCGGCCGCGGCGGAGAACCCCUACUACGAGGCGCCGAAGGAGGCCGAGAAGACCGUCACCGCGCCCGCGAAAAAACGCCGCUCGGCCGCGUCGAUCAUCGAGCUGACCCAGGGCGCCGACGAGUCCGAGGGCGACGCCGCGGGCACGCGCUGCGGCCUCGCGGACCUGGUGGACGACGCCGACGCCGCGUUCACGGCGGAAUCGGAGCCCGGCGACAGGGCGUCCAUGUGGGACGCGACGACGGGCCGGCCGACGGAGGCCGUGGCGGCCCUGCGGAAGCGCGUCGCCGCGCGGCUCGGCGCGCUCGACGGGUCCUGCGGCGCGCGCGGCGGCGAGCUGCGGCUCCGCGCGGCGCUGGCGCUCGUGAACAGCUGCCUCGUCGGGCGGAGCGCGAACUUCAAGGUCGAGCGGACGACGUCCGACGACUUCGCGGACCUGCUGGGCCCCUGGUUCGCGCCGGGCGUCGGCGCCGUGCUCCUGCUGGCCGUCGGCGGAUUCCUCGCGGCGUUCGACGCCUUGGUCGCGUCGCCGCUCUUGGGGCCCAAGCGGGCGCGCGUGCCCUGCGCGUGCCGCCUCUGCGCCGGCGCCGUGCGCGUCGACGAGAAGAUCGGCGAGGGCGGCUUCGGCGCGGUCUGGCGCUGCGCGACGCCGGCGGGCGUCGUGCUGAAACUCGUGCGCGUGCGCGUCGACCUCGAGCGCGACAUCCACGGGUUGCAGAACGUGCUCGACGAGGCGCGGCACCUGCAGGCCCUGCGCCACGACCACAUCGUCGCCUACUACGACACCUUCGUGCACCGCGAGGACGGCUCCAACGGCCUCUUCUCGCUCGACCUCCGCGGCGGCGCCGUCGCCGACUACGCGUGCAUCGCCAUGGAGGACUGCGCCGGCGGAAGCUUACUGGACCACGUCGCCUCCGGCGUGCCCUUCCCGCUGCCCGCCGUCGUCGAG